UAUUAGUGUUGCAAUUAAUAUAAAACGACCGAAAAUGGAAAGUGUUGCAACUAAUGCGAAACGGAUGGAGUAUAUUUUCAUUUGUUUUAUCAUUUUUAGCUCCUUAUAUGUAUCCCUAAGGGCUAUGUAUAACAUUUGGUCCAAAAUUGAGAUUAAUAAAAAAAUUUCCUUACACAAAAAAAAAAAAAAAAAAAAAAAAAAAAAAAAAAAAUUAAAUAAAUAAAAACAAUAAAAAGGGUGAGGUCACAUAAUCUUACCCUUUACGUUACAACAACUCCAAUUCACAAUUCCCAAAACAUACCCACUCUACUCCGAACGUACUGCCUACUGCCUAGAGAAGAAAUAUCGGAGUAUACUAGUAAAAGAAAAAGGGGCUACCUAAUUAAACUAAACCCAGAAAGAGUUAAAAUCAAAGAUCCCAAAUUAAAUAAUUGAAAAAAAAAAAAAAAGCACUGUAGAACAAUUCAUGGUGCUUGAUCAAAAUAAGAGAACCCUUCAAAAGACAAUCCAACAGUAUCAAUGAGGAAAAAAAUUUAAUUGAAGGGCCAAUUCAAUUAAAUGAUGGCCUCUACUGUUUCUUUUCUUCAUCUUUGCACACUUUUCCUCAAUAUUUCCGACAAUAGACAUUUUCGUUGUUUCGAGCAAUAUGAGUAACAGGAGCUCUGUAAGAGUUCCGAAGAAGAGUAGUGGUUGUUGGAAUUGUCAGAGUAUAAUGCAGUGUUUCUGUUCUGGAGAACAGAUGAGAGUGGAUGAGAUCUUGAAGCGGUCUGAUUCACUUGAUGAUGUCCAGCUUAGGCCUGAUACUAUGAAUAUUGAAGAAGCCGAGUCAUCGCUUCGUGAAAGUGGUGGUCUUAACUAUGAGGAAGCAAGAGCGUUGUUAGGAAAAUAUGAGUAUCAGAAAGGAAACAUUGAACAAGCUGUACAGGUAUUUGAAGGGAUUAAUGUUACCUCAGUUACUCCCAAGAUCAAACUUGCUCUUGCCAGAAUUAGAGAUCGUCCAAAAAGGCGUUCUCAAAGUGAUCCGGCGCCACCAAUGUCACUACAUGCUGUUAAUCUAUUAUUUGAGGCCAUGUUACUAAAAGCAAAGUCAUUGCAGUCCCUUGGGAGAUUUAAAGAAGCUGCUCAAUCAUGCAAAAUUAUUUUGGACAUUGUUGAAUCUUCAUUACCAGCUGGCUUGCCUGAAAACUUUGGUAUUGAGUCUAAACUACAGGAGACACUAAUCAGGGCUGUGGAGUUGCUUCCUGAAUUAUGGAAAUUGGCUGAUUGUCCGCAGGAUGCAAUUUUGUCGUACCGAAAAGCCCUUCUGCAUUGCUGGAACCUUGACACUGAUACUUCUACCAGAAUACAGAAAGAGUUUGCUGUUUAUCUGUUGUAUAGUGGUGCUGAGGCAAGUCCACCAAAUUUGCGUUCUCAAAAGGAUAGUUCAUUUGUACCUAAAAGCAAUAUAGAAGAGGCUACUCUGCUGUUAUUGCUUCUGUUAAUAAAAGUGACAAGGCGACAAAUUGAAUGGGAUCCCUCAAUUGUGGAACAUUUAUCUUUUGCUCUAAGUGUUGCUAAUCAACCGCAGGCUUUAGCCUGGGUGAUAGAAGCAUUGCCUGCUGGGAUAAUUGAGAGAAAGGAUUUGUAUCACACUCUAGCUCUUUGUUAUAAUGCACAUGGUGACAAUUUUGCUGCUUUGAAUCUUUUAAGAAAGUUAUUGCAUCAUUCUGAGGAUCCAAAUCAUUUAUCUGGCCUACUAAUGGCAUCAAAAAUCUGCAGUGAAAGCCCUAGCUUGGCUGAGGAAGGGAUUACAUAUGCUCAAAGAGCUCUAGUUUACAAGGAGGAUAGGUGUAAUCAUACAGCUGGUCGUAUGUACUCUUUUCUGGGCGUGUCAUUUUCAGAGUAUGCUGAAUCCGCAGUCUCUGAUUCCGAGCGGGUUACAAGGCAGACGGAAGCUGUUCUGGCUCUGGAAUCUGCUGGGAAAUUGACAAAGUUUAGUGAUUCCAUGUCUGUGUACCAUCUAAGUCUACAAUAUGCUUUGCAAAGAAAGUUGAAUGCUGCAGCAUAUUAUUCUAAGAAAUUGCUGAAGUUGGAUGGCGGAACUAACAUUAAAGGAUGGCUGCUGUUAGCACGGAUUCUAUCUGGGCAAAAAUGUUAUGUUGAUGCAGAAACAGUUAUUGAUGCUGCUCUGGAUCAAAUUGGAAAAUGGGAUCAGGGAGAGCUUUUAAAUACAAAAGCUAAGAUCCAAAUUGCUCAGGGCAAUCUGAAAAAGGCCAUUGAGACAUAUAUGCAAUUUCUUGCCCUUUUACAAGUAAAAAAGAAGAGCUCUGGAUCCAGGAAGAGUCUUGAUUAUCACGAUCGGCAGUUAGAGCUGCAAACAUGGCAUGAUCUGGCAUGUAUAUAUAUCAGCUUGUCACAGUGGAAUGAUGCCGAGAUUUGUCUGUCUAAAGCCAAGGCCAUCAGUCCUACUAGUUCUUCCAGAUGGCACAUUUUAGGUUCAUAUAAUGAAGCAAAAGGUCUUUACAAGCAAGCUCUUGAUGCUUUCAACGCUGCUUUGAAUAUCGAUCCUUGUUAUGUCCCAAGCUUAAUCUCCUUAGCUAUGGUACUCAGGCGAUUCAGUUGUAAGCAUAAUUCAGUCAUUAGAACCUACCUAAUGAACGCACUCAAGCUUGACAGGACUAAUCAUGUUGCUUGGUAUAACCUAGGCCUGCUUUGCAAAGCAGAUAGUGAAUCAUCGGUUUCUGAUGCUGCAGAGUGCUUUGAAGCUGCUGCGUUUCUUGAAGAGACCGCUCCCGUGGAACCCUUUAGAUGACCUAAUAUGAUAAUGAACCUUGGUCGUGUAAGUGUAGUGCUUAUACUUCUCAUAACAUCAUACAUGGAUACCCUCUUAUUUCUUCAUCCUGCAAGUUUUUGGAAGAGCAAUAAAAGGAAAUGAUAAUUUUUUUUUCCCAGUAUACGUUUGUAAUACUUUGUAAAAUGGAUAGUCUUCUUCUGUAAAUAAUUACAUACUAUGGUUUAAGAAUUAGUGGACAUGCAAUUGUAAAGCUCAACUUCAGCUGUUGUGUCAUUCAAUGAUCAUCUCUCUCCCUCUUUUUUUUUUUUUUUUUUU
This is a messenger RNA of Chenopodium quinoa (quinoa), 3088 nucleotides long. Its product is annotated as protein NPGR2-like. Bases 647 to 2791 code for a protein of 714 amino acids. NCBI's taxonomy places the organism in Eukaryota, Viridiplantae, Streptophyta, Magnoliopsida, Caryophyllales, Amaranthaceae. Gene Ontology annotation, molecular function: protein binding. The record is from RefSeq and is a predicted model, not a curated record. The transcript has 6 exons.